UUACCACACUCGCAUCCCUCUCUCUGCAUUUCUGUUACCUCUCUCUCUCCAAACUGUCUAAGUGUCUCUCUGCCUUCAGCACUCCAUAAAGACUCCAGGGGCUCAUCUCAAACUUUACCAAAGACAGAGAAGUUUGACUUUUACCUUCCUUUUCCUGACUUUCUCUCUGAGAGCCUCAGUCAUCACUCUGCUCCCUCAUUCAUUCUCUCUCUCUUUCGUCCUGACAACUUUCCUCCUCACUCUGACUUGACGAGUGCGAAGAAGAAACCGGAGCACGUGACAAUUUCCGGAGUUCAAUUUAUUUAUUAAUUUUUUCUAUUUAUUUAUUUAUCUGCGUUUGUUUGCUGGUUUACCUAUCUCUUGGAUCCGAAUCAAUAUGAAAUUGCUGCUCGACUCCUCCUCAUCGCUCCUCUUCUCGCUGCUAUUGGCCCAGCUGCCUGUGUUCACGUCUGCCUCUCCAGUGCCACAGCGGCGGCCCAAUGACAUGGAUAAACUGUCCAAUCAGACCAAAAAUCUAAUGAAGCUCACCCAAGAACUGCUGAAGGAGCAUGCAUUUGAUUCAGAUGUGGAGCCCCACAGGUUCAGGUCUCUGCCAGAAAUGAGCAACAGAUCGGCCAAUGAUCUCAACAAUCUUGAGCUGAAGCCCACACUCUCUCAGCUGCAUGCUGACCUGAAGCUGUACGAGCACCACUUCGAGUGGCUGAACAAGGUUUCAAAGAAGCACCACCACCCUGCAUUGCCCAAGCUGGUGGAGAUGAUCAGAGAAAUGAAAUCUCUCAUCAACCUGCUGCACCGUCAGAUGCUGAGAGUUGAAGCACCAAGGCUGACUCCGGCGACCCCCUCCCUCCCCCCUCACCUCCCAUAUCAGUUUGAUGUCCUGCAGUCUAGUCAUGAGCUUCUUCAACACUUCAAGCUCUUCUGUGAUUGGGCGUACAGAGCAUUCAUUAGCCUCAAGCCCAAAGUCUCUGCAGUACAAUGAUAAUCCAAGCACAUUCACUCUUUUCCUUUCAACUGCUUGGCUGCAGAGCCAGUGAGGACAGUCCCGCCUCAGCCAAAGGGGAAUAAUGACCAUAUCAGUGUGCACCGCAGUCAGUAGCAUCCCUUAAGAGGCCCAAACAUCAACCAAUGACAUGUGUGUUGAAGAAUGUGUCUUUCCAUCAGAGCCAAUAAGGAUGCACUAUACUGCAGCCAGUUACAACCAUAAAGAUUCCCGUUAAAGCAAACUGGCAGUUUAACUACAAUGAUCACGUCAUGAUUCCCCAAACUCUCUCCUAAAGGCCUUGUUCAUGACCAUGUUAUUUAUGUAUUUAUUUAUUUAUUGACUGUUAGUAAUUUAUUUAAUUUUAUUUAUUUGAAGUUGUAAUGUGUCACUCUCAUCUUUAUUUCUGUAUUAACGUGAAUUUACUUGCCCACAUCUCUGUAAUCUUUCUUUUUGUCUUGUGUCUCUCUGAUCCUCAAGAGAAACACAGUAGCACUUCCUGAACCUAUAGCUCUGAUAAUGAUUUUUGUUCAAACUAACUUAAUCCACUUUGCAUUUGUGUAUUUCUUCAGCGAAUAAUUCUUCCAGUAGAUGUAGCAGACAUAUGGGACAGCCAAGGCUUUCACUAUCUCUCACUUACAGUGCCCUUAGAGUAAACAUUUUAGAAGAUGUUAAUGUUAUCUUCUAACCAUGUUGAACGUGCCAUGUCGUAACACAUCAAUUGAUGACCUAUGAAAUUAGUCACAUUUAUCUGAAAAUGUCAAGAUGGUAGCCGAAGAGAAGUGAAUACUUUCUUUUGUACCACAGGCAGAGUUUCUAUUUUCAAUGCCUGUUUCUCGCAUUCUGCAUGAGGAGGCAUAUUUAACAUUGUGGUAAAGUUGUAUGAAUGUGCCCUGUUGCUGAGCACUGAUGGACCUGAUUAGAUUCUUUGCACAAACUUGUUAGGAUUAGCCUCUUGAAUGAGUGAGAUGGCUGAUUUUUAACCUGUGCUUUGGGGUAGAAAAGAUUUUUGUUUUGUUUUGUUUUUAGUUUAACACCCAAAGCCUUAAAAUACUAUGUAUUGUGACACUAUGUUCUGUACAGGUGUACAUAAAUGUACAAGAAUGUAAAUUGUUGUAUACAGUGCUUUUGUGUAUUAUGUUGUUUUCUACGAUAUAAUGUAGAUUACUUCACCAAUUUUAUCACUAUAAGUUUUGUCCAUUCCUAUUCUAGUAUUUGUUACAGUAUUGACUAUUUAUUUAAAUAACUUGGUGGAUCUAUUUAUUUUGUGCUGCAGUGGAGCAAGUCUCCUAUCCUUUUGUACUUUUAUACAGUUUUUAUUCUUAUUUACUAUUAUUAUACCAUUAUGUUUAAAUUAUUGUUGUAACAUCAAGAUGCCUCUUCCACACACUGAUUGGCCUCAA
Chelmon rostratus (copperband butterflyfish) is the source of this 2382-nucleotide messenger RNA. RefSeq names its product interleukin 11a (gene il11a). The coding region runs from base 377 to 979 and encodes 200 amino acids. The record is from RefSeq and is a predicted model, not a curated record. Gene Ontology annotation, biological process: positive regulation of cell population proliferation; positive regulation of MAPK cascade. The transcript is spliced from 5 exons. NCBI's taxonomy places the organism in Eukaryota, Metazoa, Chordata, Actinopteri, Chaetodontiformes, Chaetodontidae. Gene Ontology annotation, cellular component: cytoplasm. Gene Ontology annotation, molecular function: growth factor activity; cytokine activity.